AUCGAAUUAAAUAAUGUUUUUUUAAAUCUUAAUACUUAUACUUAAAAAUAGAUUAAAUUUAAUAAUCUGAAAAUGAUUAAACUAUAUCUAUUGUCCAAAACAUUAAAAAUAAAUUUAUAAUUUGAUCUCAAAUAGAUUUUUUUUCUAAUACAAAAAUCAUCCUGAAUUUCCUCAAUGUUAUUAUUUUUACUUAUAUGAUGUAUUUUGUAAAACCAAGAAUUUUGGCUUAAUGAUAUUUAAAGAGAAAUUCUUUAGAAUAUUAUUUUUUUAAGUUUUUGUCACAAAAUAGUUUUCAAUAAAAAAAAUAACCAAAAUAAGUUUUAUAAUUUUAUUAUAUGGUAAAAAUGUAAUCCAAAACUAAAAUGGGUUAACUAAUUCAGACUUAUGGUUUAGAGUCAAAGGGUGAAGUUUUGGAAAUAAAGUUUCAAAUUUUAAAAAAUAAAAAAUUAAAAUUAAAAUUUAAUCAUAUAAUUUCUUGAGAACUAUAUUUGCGAUAAAAACUUUAAAAUAGCUAUCCGAGAGAAUUUUCCUAUUUUAAAACUGCACUUAAUAUUAUAAAACCAAUAGUUUUUAAGAAAAAAAAAAAAAAUCCAUAAACCAAACCAAGCUAAAUCCCAUAAAGCCUAAUACUAAACCGAAUUGAACCGGGUACGCACCAAAAACUAUAAAACUCUGUUGAUUAACGCCGAUUUUCACCAGCUUCUCAUAAACCCUUAAGCCGGAUUUCAUCAUCAUACAUCGUGAAAGAUGCAAAACGAUGAGGUUAUAUGGCAGGCUAUCAGACACAACCACUGCAGUUACAUGGCCAAGUAUGUCUCUUUUCUUCUCUCUUUGCUUUUGUCUGAAAGAUUUGCUUUGAUGAGCUUUUGCUGUAAUUUUACUUUUUGUAGAAUCGAAACAGGAAUCUUCUGCAGAAACCCUUAUAACGUAACAGGUAUCUGCAACCGUAGCUCUUGCCCUCUUGCCAACAGUCGCUACGCCACCAUCCGUGAUCAUGAUGGAUUUUUUUAUUUAUAUAUGAAGACAAUAGAGAGAGCACACAUGCCAAAGAACUUGUGGGAGAGAAUAAAGCUGCCUAGAAACUAUGAGAAGGCCCUUGAACUCAUUGAUAAGCACUUGUUGUACUGGCCCAAGCUGUUACAGCACAAGGUUAAACAAAGACUGACCAAAAUGACUCAGAUCCGUAUUCGUACAAGGAAACUUAAUCUCAAAACAAGGGAGAAGGUAAUGACUAUGGCAAGGAGGGAUAUAAAGAGAGAGCCAAGAAGAGAGGAAAAGGCUUUAAAAGCAGCACAGUUGGAGAAGUCCAUUGAAACAGAGUUGUUAGAACGUUUGAUGAAAGGCGUUUACCCUAAGAUACUCGAUUACCCAGAGCUUGUUCAAAAGGAAGUUGAAGUUGAAGAAGAAGAAGAAGAAGAAGAGGAGGAGGAGCCAGAGAUUGAAUAUGUUGAAGGCUAUGAUGAACUCUUGGAAGAAGUAGAAGAAGAUAUUGAAGAUUUCUAUGGUGGCUUCCAAUCUAAGGAGUCUCACCUUGACAAUGAUGAUGAUUAUGACUUUGAAGAUGAUGAGGAUGGUGAGGAGCAAGUAGUGAUUCAUAAAAAGGGAAGAGCAUUGAAGAAGUUUGAUGGUAAUGGGAAGUCGAAGAAGAAAUCAAAAGUAGUUGUUGAGGUCGAGCAAGAUGAUGGAGAUACCAGGCAAAUCCUUAAAAGCCUGAAGCUUUGAGAACGAUAGUGAAUAAAAUUUUCUUUUUUUUUAUUAAUAUAAAGCUAACAUGCUAGUUACAUUUACAAAUCAAAACCAUUUAUUUGAAAAGAAAUCUUGCUUUGUUUUAGUUUUUGUCACUGUGAUUCUUUCCAAGUUAAGAGACAAAUAGAUCGGAUAUCAAUACAUUUUUAUCUG
Messenger RNA from Brassica rapa (field mustard), 1899 nucleotides. RefSeq names its product protein MAK16 homolog. The record is from RefSeq and is a predicted model, not a curated record. Gene Ontology annotation, cellular component: nucleolus; preribosome, large subunit precursor. Gene Ontology annotation, biological process: maturation of 5.8S rRNA; maturation of LSU-rRNA. Lineage: Eukaryota; Viridiplantae; Streptophyta; Magnoliopsida; Brassicales; Brassicaceae.